CUUUCGAGCUGUUCUCUUUGACCUGCUCGUAAACUCUUUUUCGACCUUUAUAUUUGUUGUUAUACUAGUCACAAUUCAGCUACCCUUAUCCUUCUCUUUACUUGCACACAACCACCCGCUGGCUGCAAACAAGAGAACGAACAUCAGCUCGUAGAAACACGUGUCUAUUUACAACAGCCAAACUUGACACAAACAUCAAGUACAAGUUGCAUUGAAACUAUGGAUGUGACCUCCACGCUGAGCCAGCAGUUCUACACCGAAUCCGCUUGCGUCCCGGCCCUUCUGACGAUCGCAAAGGAUCACGAACAGCCGCAUAUCCGCCAGCUUGCCGCGGUAGAAAUGCGCAAACGCAUUCCCGUAUACUGGAGCACCUUCGACGCCGACACACAGCAGCAGAUGCGCGACGCAAUCCUGCAAAUGAUCAUUGCCGAAACGAACAACCUGGUGCGCCAUUCGCUCGCGCGUGUAAUCUCCUCGAUCGCCGAGCUGGACAUCCCCAACCAGAGAUGGGGCGACCUCAUCCAGUUCCUCUACAAAUGCUGCCAGAGCCCCACAGCCGCGCACCGUGAGAUCGGUAUCUACGUGCUGGACUCGCUUUUCGAGACCAUCGCGGACACGCUGAGCGAGCAUAUGCAGCAUUUGUUUAAUCUCUUCUCGACUCUCAUCAAGGAUCCCGAGAGCCUGGUGGUCCGGGUCACGACGCUGGAGGCCCUGGGGAAGGCCGCUGAGUUUAUUGAGCCUGAGGAUCGCUCCGCCAUUAAUGCGUUCCAGGCGCAGGUGCCUGCCAUGGUGCAGGUGCUGCAGAAGUGCCUAGAGGUUGGCGAGGAGGACUCGGCGAGCCGCUGCUUCGAGCUGAUCGAGUUCAGCAUUAACGUGGGCUCCAACGAGGAGUUUGAUGAUAAUCUGCGCAUCAUGGCCUUGAACUUUUUGGUUUGGACCGCCACAUACAAGCGUGGGCGUCUGCAGAAGCUCAAGAUUGUCAAGCUCCUCAUCGACAAGAUGAUGCCCAUCACCGCCCAGGAGGACCCCGAGGACAUUGACGAGGACUCCCCUUCGAGGGUCGCUCUGCGCGUGCUCAACGCCCUGUCGACAAACCUUCCGCCCCAGCAUGUGUUCCCCGUGGUCAUCGCCCAUGUGGUCCAGUACAUGCAAAAUGCCGACCCGAUCUUAGCCAUUGUCAUCGAGGGAUGCGUCGACUACACUCGCUUGGGAACAGGCGACAUUGUUGCGCUUGUUUGUGCUGGGCUGAGCGAUCCCGAUGCGCGCGUGCGCCGUGCCUCGUGCAUGGCCCUUGGAUGCAUUGCUGACGAACUGGGCGACGAAGUUGCUGACCACCAUGAGAAGCUCAUGCCCCUAAUCUUUAACCUGAUGAACGAGUCCGACAUGAUGAUCGUCAAGUACGCGAUCAAUGCGCUGGACAGCAUCCUCGAGGGUUGGGCGAGCCCAUUCUCGCUACCUCCUCACCUGAUGCGGCGCCUGGUGCAUCUCCUCGAUGUUGGCUCUGCCGAGGUCAAGCCUCUUGCGCUGGCAGCCAUUGGCAGCGCGGCGCACUCUUCGGGUGAUGCAUUUGCCCCGUACUUCAACGAAGUCAUUCUGCGCACCGCCGGCAAGGACGCCUUCAGACCGUACCUGGAGGAGACCAUGAGGCUUGCCCUGCAGGGCAUGGAGCUCGACUCGUCAAACCUGCGCGAGUGCGGCUACUGCUACUUUGCUGUUAUGAGCCGUGUGUUUGAGGGUGAGUUUACCCAGUACGUUUCCUUCAUUGCCCCGAUGCUGCUGCAGACCCUGCGCAUGGAGGAGUCGACUGCUUUCGGAUUUGGUACUGAGGAGGAUCCCGACAUGGACGAUGACGACGACAUGUCGCCCCUUGGCAUGAGCACCGCUAUUGCUGACGAGAAGGAGGUCGCUGCGGAUGCUGCUGGCGAGCUGUUUGCCAGCACGACCACUGGAUUCCUGCCAUACGUCGAGGAUAUUGCCAAGGAGCUGAUCACCCUGCUUGACCAUUUCUCGGAUACUGCGCGCAAGUCAGCAAUUGUUUCCCUGUUUACGUUCAUCCGCACGUUCAACGUUAUUGCAAGCCCCCAGCAAUGGAAGGCUGGCGCCCCCUUGGUAAAAGGUUCCAUUGACGACAACACGGCCGCUAUGAUCAAGCUGGUGCUCAAGAUGUGGGAGGAUGAGGACGACAAGAUGGUGGUUGCCCAGCUUUGCACUGAGCUACGCUCUAUCAUGAAGGACGUUGGGCCUGCGGUGACUAUUGACUAUGCUCAAGAGAUUUCCGUGCGCCUGCUAGAGAUCUUUGAGAAAAAGGCGCUCUGCCAGACAAUCGACUACGAUGACGACGAGGAUGCUGACGACGACGACGACGAGCUGGCCGAGCACGACUCGUUGCUCAUCAGCGCUGCCGCCGACUGUGUGGCUGAAUUCGCCGAUGUCUUUGGUGACGCAUUCGAGCCCCUCAUGGAUACUUUCCUGCCGCACAUUGUCAACUACACCAAGCAGUCUUUUGCCGUAAGCGAGCGCGCAAUGGCUGUGGGCUGCCUUGCUGAAAUUACAAAGAACAUGGGUCCCAGCAUUACCAAAUAUGCCGAGGCUCUGUUCCCGAUUUUUAUGGCCGGCCUGCACGACGAGCACCCCGAGGUGAUCAGUAACGGUGCGUAUGGUAUCGGCGUGCUGAUUGAGUCGGCGACCAUCGACGCCACGCCGUACUUUGGAGGCAUUCUCAAAGCAUUGUAUCCUCUGAUCCGGGCCAAAGAGAACUCGAACAACAUCAGAGACAAUGCGGCUGGAUGUGUAGCCCGGCUGAUCCUCGAGAAUGCUGAUGCCAUUCCAUUGGUCGAUGUGCUACCAGUAUGGAUUUCAGCCCUGCCUAUCCGCAGCGACCACAUGGAGGACCUGCCUGUGUAUGAUGCCAUCUGCCAUUUGCUGAAGAACAAGCGCGAGAAGAUUGAGCAGUUCCUCCCAGUUCUGUCUCCGGUUCUCAAGCAAGCGAUGGAAAGCUCUGAUACGCUGUUUAGCGAUGAGAGCCGGCAGUAUCUGAAUUCGCUAUGAGUUCGGUUUUAAAAAAUGUUGAUUGUGGCAAGAGCACGGGGUAUUACUUGCGGUCAAUUUGUCAAUUUUCGUUGUUUUUUUGUUGGGGAGGGAGACAGGUAGUGGUAGUGGUGAUGGUGGACCUAGUAAUAAUGGAUCGCGAUGGCAAUAUAAGUUUUAUUCAUUUUUUUGACAUAUCAACCCAUUUAAAUGACCAAUGUUUGACUUUUU
Kickxella alabastrina is the source of this 3258-nucleotide messenger RNA. RefSeq names its product armadillo-type protein. The coding region runs from base 220 to 3048 and encodes 942 amino acids. Gene Ontology annotation, cellular component: nucleus; cytoplasm. Gene Ontology annotation, molecular function: nuclear import signal receptor activity; small GTPase binding. The transcript is spliced from 14 exons. Gene Ontology annotation, biological process: protein import into nucleus. The record is from RefSeq and is a predicted model, not a curated record. NCBI's taxonomy places the organism in Eukaryota, Fungi, Kickxellomycota, Kickxellomycetes, Kickxellales, Kickxellaceae.